AAAGAACACAAGCCAUCUUCUUCUUCUUCUUCCUUGGGUUCUUUUCGCCGCAGAAAGAAAGAAACCCAACUCAACUCAUCCAUCGGCCGCCUCUUCCCAACGCCCAAGCCAAGGAAUCGCCCACGGAAUCGGAAAUUUCUCUCGCCGCAAACGCUAUUCAGAUCCCCAUCGGCUUCGAUCACGUCUGUUCCCCACUCCUGGGCUUGGAGAUUUCCUUCCUUCCUUUGCUUGCUAGCGCGCCGCUUAGCUAGGGUUUCCAAAUCCAUCCAUCCACCAUGCCGGAGCCUUCUUCCGCUUCUACCUCUGCUUCUGCCUCGUAUCUGUUGCUGCUAGUACUAUGCAAUGCAAACCUGCUGGCCGAUGAUUCAGUCGAUAGGGUUGAGGAUUCACAGCUCUUCUCCCCUGUCCCAGCAAUAAACCAAGCUGCGUCCAAUCUCGCAAAUUUAGCUUCCUAUUUUACCCAGUGCCUCCCAGUACCUGGUGGUUACACAGGAAUACCCGAGGAAGGCCAAGAACUAGCAAUACUUGCGCCUGUCUCGACUACUGGCAGGCCUGCUCUUCAGGCUUCUUCUUCUUCUUCUUCUUCUUCUUCUUCUUCUUCUUCUUCUUCUUCAGAGUUUGAUGCCAGCAGUAGCUUGUCUCACAGUGAAAUAGAUCUUACUGUGAGUUCCUCUCAAGAAAACUCAGGCCAGAUGUCGCCUUUCCGCGUUUUUCAGAAUGGAGCUUCAAUGUUCCAAGGUCUCGUGGAACGUGCUCGGAAAACUGUACGUGGUUCGGCAGAUGAUAUUGGAUGGCUCCAACGCGUUCAGAGCUUACCUCCAACUGAGGAUGGGACAGCCCGAUUCUUGGAGAUUCUAGACUCUGUGAGAAACAAGGAGCACAAACUACCUGAUUCGCUGGUAUAUUUGUUGAUCCCAGGUUUGUUUAGUAACCAUGGGCCACUUUACUUUGUGAAGACGAAGGCAUAUUUCUCCAAGAUGGGUCUGGUCUGUCACAUUGCCAAGAUUCACAGCGAGUCUUCAGUAAGUAAAAAUGCAAGGGAGAUAAAGGAUUACAUAGAAGAAAUAUACUGGGGAUCAAGGAAACGUGUGCUACUUCUUGGUCAUAGCAAGGGUGGUGUAGAUGCAGCAGCAGCCUUGUCUCUCUACUGGCCACAAUUGAAAGAUAAGGUUGCAGGGUUGGCCCUGGCUCAAAGCCCAUAUGGAGGAAGCCCAGUUGCUUCAGAUAUCCUGAGAGACGGGCAGCUUGGUGACUAUGUCAUGCUACGCAAACUUAUGGAGAUUUUGGUGUCCAAAGUCCUGAAGGGUGACCUGCAGGCACUAGAAGAUCUGACAUAUGAAAGGAGGAAAGAAUUCCUGUCGCGGCACCCAUUGCCUCCCGAGGUUCCAAUUGUGUCAUUCCACACUGAGGCGAGCAUCACCCCCAGUGUGCUGACAGCUCUCUCUCAUGUCGCGCACGUGGAGCUCCCGAUUGCUGGUGACGGAAAUCCUGCAAGGAUUCCGGUUGUAAUGCCACUUUCAGCAGCAAUGGCAGCAUGCUCGCAGCUGCUGGUGGCAAGGUACGGCGAGAAGAGUGAUGGUCUUGUGACAAGGAAGGAUGCUGAAGUUCCUGGGUCACUGGCAGUCCGACCAGAGCGGAAGCUAGAUCAUGCCUGGAUGGUUUAUUCUUCGAUGAGAGAGGAGGCUGGGGAUGAGGCGGACACGUCGCAGGUAUGCGAAGCCCUGCUGAGUCUGCUGGUCGAGGUUGCGCAGAAGCGGAGGCAUGAGAUGGCCAUGAAAGACGAAUAAAUACGAAAAAAAGAAUGUUGGGAUCUGUACAACGUCCUGGUAGAUUUUUUUAACCAUACGUAGAUCAUAAAUUGACUCUUUUUUUGACAAUCUGACUUUAGUUAGUUGUUGGCUGUAGGAAAAGAAAGUUGUGUUGAGAUGUGAGAAGCUAUAUAUGUGGCCUAUCCUAUGUUGAAACUUCACGUUUGCUUCUGGGCGAAGCUAAUUAGCUUAUGAAUGUUCCUAGUCAGUCAUAUUUUUAGAU
This is a messenger RNA of Brachypodium distachyon (stiff brome), 2031 nucleotides long. RefSeq lists its product as uncharacterized. The transcript is spliced from 9 exons. The record is from RefSeq and is a predicted model, not a curated record. The coding region runs from base 276 to 1787 and encodes 503 amino acids. NCBI's taxonomy places the organism in Eukaryota, Viridiplantae, Streptophyta, Magnoliopsida, Poales, Poaceae.